Molecule: messenger RNA, 3897 nt
Organism: Coregonus clupeaformis (lake whitefish)
Lineage: Eukaryota; Metazoa; Chordata; Actinopteri; Salmoniformes; Salmonidae
Product: transcription factor E3
Exons: 10
Coding region: 1328-2950 (540 amino acids)
Biological process (GO): regulation of transcription by RNA polymerase II
Cellular component (GO): nucleus
Molecular function (GO): protein dimerization activity; RNA polymerase II cis-regulatory region sequence-specific DNA binding; DNA-binding transcription factor activity, RNA polymerase II-specific
Source: RefSeq, a predicted model, not a curated record
GAAGCAUGAAUGCUCAGGUCGUGUCUAGAUCGCAUUGAAAAGACUGGUCUAGACGCACAAAAGUUGCUUUGUGGUCUGAUUGUGUUCAGAUCUGGCUGACCACUUCAGAAGGAUGCAUUGUGUGCGCAGAUUUCUCCUCAGUCUGGACGCAACCAAGCUACCGAACACGCAUACAGUGGGCGACGACAGUCAUCAGCACUCCUCCCACAAGUCUCCAGAAAACUUGUAUUUUGGGACCGAGAGGCACCUUUUCAUUAUAACGUUGGAGAAAAUACGUGUUUGUUGGCCUCAUAAAUGCUAACCAACAAGCUAAUAUUUAGGAAAAACUAUUUUUUGUUUGGCUAGAGUUGUGCAAACCCUUUUGCAAUCCCUUUAGCGUUGCUUGCCAUCUUGCUACAGAGGUUAUCUGGCUAGCUAGCUACAGUAGUUAGCUACUGCCAUCAGUAGUUGUGUUAUUAUAAUAUUUUCCCUAUUCCACCGUUUGUAGAAUGCAUACUGGCAUUUGAACAUAGCACAGGAAAUGGGAAUCCGGACACGGUAGACACAUUUAAAUGUAGGUGUAGAUGCAUGAUGAUUUCGGAAUUCCAUGAUCAUAACUCUAUGAUCGGAAUAGAAAAGCUGCAUGAACUGUCAAGUCUAGACAUUGCCUGAUUUAUGCAGAAGCCGCAUCACAGUAAACGCUGUAAAAACCAAUUUAUGCUUAAUCCGAAAUGUGGUCGUAAGUUUUUAUUAUGGAGGGUGUGACGCAAUCGCGGAGCCUCCAGAGUCAUGCAGAGGCCAAAUCAAGCUCCACACCGCAUCGCCAUGCACCUCUCAAAUUUUGUAACAAUGCGGAGGGCUCCGUAUAGCUCUGCAUUGACAUGAUUGAUUGACGUUUGGUGAGGGCGGGAGGUCCAUUAUUCACAAUAACUCCGCUAAGUAGAAGAAGUAUGAAAGCCCUGACGUCUGCGGAGGCUGCAUCACAUUAAACUAUGUAUGGCCAAUGCCGAGUGCAGACGUCAGAUUGACCAGGCGGAACAUUUAAUUGGCUAACGUUUCUUUCUGCCCCCUCAAAAGUUCAACCCUCUGAACUUUUUUUGUCAGUGAAAACAGAUGGACAUUUUCUGGAUAGGGACGUGUCAUCUCCGCUGACCGUCAACGUACGACUCCCAUUGAAAAAGCAUCGGCAAUCACGGAUACAGAUAAAAAUCAACGUGCCAGUUUGGCCACGCACUCAUUCAUUGAGGCGUUUGUGCGGUGAUAGUCUCUCUCUCUGGGUGGUAUCUGUAUCGAUUCUCGGACUUGCUACUGUCUUUGUAGCAACUCAGGAAUCGACUUGGUAGAGAUAAUGUCUACCUUUAACCAGGGGCAGAACGGCGACGAAACGUGGAAACAGCAGACCGUGUUCGUCAUUCUAGACUCGUCUGAAGCUGUGAAUUUGAUCAGUGUGGAACCUCUCCUGCCUGAGUCGGGGAUAGAAGUGGACAUAGAGGUCAAGAGCGUUCUGUCUGAUACCUUCUACCAGCUGAAGAGCCAGGCCUUUACUCAGAGCGUGUCCCAGCCCCCAUCUGACACGGCAUCUCCCUCCUCCGGCCCAGUGAUGACGUCCCGGGUGUUGAUGAGGCAGGAGCUGAUGCGCCAGCAGGCCAGGGACCAGGAGAGGAGAGAGGCCCAGCAGCAGGUCUCCUCAGCCCAGCUACGCAACACCGACUCCUCCCCAGCCAUCUCCAUGGCCUCGGAGCAUAGCGGGGCCCGACCACCCCCUGCCCAGGUCCCUGUGGAGGUCCUCAAGGUUCAGACCCACCUGGAGAACCCCACUAAGUACCACAUCCAGGCCUCUCAGAGACAGCAGGUUAAACACUACCUCUCCUCCACCCUGGGGAACAAACUGACCAAUCAGAUGCUGGGCGCCUCCCCCUCACCUCACUCCGGAUCCGCCCCCGAGCUCCAGCCUCCAGCCAGCAGCACCCCACUGCUCAGCUCCAACAAAGAGGAGAUGGAAGAUGUGAUCGAUGGCAUCAUCAGUCUUGAAUCCGGUCUCAACGAUGAGUUCUUUAAGUUGAUCGACUCUGGACUACAACUAGCCAACACGCUGCCAGUGUCAGGGAACAUGCUGGAUGUGUACAGCAGUGGAGGGAUGGUUGCUCCUAACAUCGCCGUCUCAAACUCCUGUCCUGCUGACCUGCACAACGUCAAGACUGAGUUAACCGGUACUGUGGUGGAGGCUAAAGCUAUGAUGAAAGAGCGACAGAAAAAGGACAACCAUAACCAGAUUGAGAGACGGAGGAGGUUCAACAUCAACGAUCGCAUCAAGGAACUGGGAGCUCUCAUCCCCAAAUCUAGUGACCCACCCCCCUGCUACGGAGACAGGGAGACGCGUUGGAACAAGGGAACCAUCCUGAAGGCGUCUGUGGACUACAUCAGGAGGCUGCAGAAGGAGCAGCAGAGAGCCAAGGAGAUGGAGAACAGGCAGAGGAAACUGGAGCACAGCAACCGCAGCCUACUGCUUCAUAUACAGGAGCUAGAAAUGCAGGCCCGCCUCCACGGCCUCUCCACCCCCACCUCCUCCUCCCAGGACUCCUCCUCCUCACACCUCAGCCUAUCACAGUCCCUGGACCCCAGCACUGGCGACGCCCUCUCCAAGACCCUCCUCUCCCUGAGUGGUGGCCCAGCCCUUCAGGCCACCUCCUUCCUGUCUCCACCCCCCUCGGCCUCACCAGUUGGCCUGAUGAACAUGGCUUCUCCUCUGGAUCUGGACUCUCUGAGCUUCUCUGAGCUGGAGGACCCGUCGGCCGCAGCCUUCCACUCCUCCCUGCUGCCGGACAUGGGUCUGGGGGACAUCCUGAUGGACGAUAGGGGGGUGGGGAUGUCCCCGGUGUGGGCCCGAGAGCCCCUGCUCUCCUCUGUUUCCCCAGGAGCCUCAAAGACCUCCAGCCGCAGGAGCAGCUUCGGCAUGGAGGAGGACUUGUGACUGAGUUAAAGGACCCUAGCCCCUACACUGCUAGGCAGGAGCAGCUUCGGCAUGGAGGAAGACCUGUGACUGAGUUAAAGGACCCUAGCCCCUACACUGCUAGGCAGGAGCAGCUUCGGCAUGGAGGAAGACCUGUGACUGAGUUAAAGGACCCUAGCCCCUACACUGCUAGGCAGGAGCAGCUUCAGCAUGGAGGAAGACCUGUGACUGGGCUGAGUCCAAAACCAACCCCUAGACCAGCGUUUCCCAAACUGGGUCCUCGGGACCCCAAGGGGGUGCAAGUUUUGGUUUUUGCCCUAAUUCCACACAGCUGAUUCACAUUAUCAAAGCUUGACGAUUAGUUGAUUAUUUGAAUCCGCUGUGUAAUGCUAGGGCAAAAACCAUAAACGUGCACCCUUUAGGGUCCCGAGGACCCAGUUUGGGAGACCAUGCCCUAGACCCUAGCUCCUAGACUCUACACCCCUAGUAAUUGUUUAAGACGCAAGGUUAUGUGUAGAUCAGUCAGUCUGCAAUGUAGUUAAUCUGGAACAUGACUAAAGGCCCAAAGCCCCUCGGAGGACUGUAGACUGGGGUGGAGCCUCCACAUACCCUGCAUGGCCCCGUCCACCAAUCACAGAGUGGGGUCAAAGGUCUUAGUUUAGUCUAGGGUUGAAACCGGGAUUUCUGGAAAACCUCAGAAUCAUGCAACCGUUGUUUUAGUUUAAUCUAGAUUAGAACAUCUAUGAAGACUUCCUGACCGUGAUGAUUCAAUUCACAUCUAUGAAGACUUCCUGACCGUGAUGAUUCAAUUCACAUCUAUGAAGACUGCCUGAUGAUUAAAUUCAAUGCAGCACUCCAUACUUUUUAUCUCCAUGCUUGUAAAAAAAAGAAAAAAAGAUGUAGAAAUGGAAUAUAAUCCAUCUAUGGGGAAGUCGAGCCAUUCUAUAUCAUUAAAGGAUCAAAAUGAA